Messenger RNA from Penicillium longicatenatum, 195 nucleotides. RefSeq lists its product as uncharacterized. NCBI's taxonomy places the organism in Eukaryota, Fungi, Ascomycota, Eurotiomycetes, Eurotiales, Aspergillaceae. The coding region runs from base 1 to 195 and encodes 64 amino acids. The transcript has a single exon. The record is from RefSeq and is a predicted model, not a curated record.
AUGGCCAAAGAAAGUAUAAAAGAGCAAAAAGACAAGACAAAAUUCCCCGAGACUCCAAUCAAGCCAAUGCGCAUCGAGGAAAUCAUCACAGUCACUAAGGCUCAAGCCGGAUUAGCAUCGGAUCUCUCCGUCGAAGUCUCCCUUGUCAUCGCCGAGGUCGAUCCAACCGACACCGAAAAACGGGCUGCCAUGUGA